Molecule: messenger RNA, 2002 nt
Organism: Schistosoma bovis
Lineage: Eukaryota; Metazoa; Platyhelminthes; Trematoda; Strigeidida; Schistosomatidae
Source: the annotation of a GenBank genome assembly
GGGAUUCUCAAAGCGUUUAGGAACAACGAAUGAUUUACGUCUUACGUUUCAAUUUCGACAAGAGGUCCUGGAUUACUGGGAUUCCACACUGGAAUACGUACUAUAAGUACCUAUGUUUGAUAGGAAAAAAUAAGAUCAACUCAUCACAGUAUUACAAAUGGCAAGGAUUAACAUAGGCCACCUGACCUUGUAUUUUCACAAUUGAAUAUGAAUGUAAAAUUUUAGACUUUUCGAACUUCAUGUUUGAAUUUAAAUUCUAUGCGAACAGUGAUGACAAAGAAUUCAAGCGACAUGACACUGUGACGUAUUCUAACUUAGUUCAAUCACUCACUUUAAGUGAUGGUUACAGAGAUGUUUUAGGUUUGCGCACAGAUUUCCAUGCAAUCGCAAACGGUUCAAAACUGUGGUACAUUGCUGAAUCUGUUCUCGAUGAUUAUCUACGUAAACUGCCCAAAGGUGAACUCAAUGUAUUCGACGCUGUUCACGCACGUGAGGAUGUCAAACCUGGCUUCAUUGAAGGUGGUUUUACCCUGUGGGAUGGCAGCAAGGAUCUCGUCGAUUACAUAUCAAAAUAUUUUUCGGAAAAAAUGUGUGGAAAAAACGUCUUAGAAGUAGGUUGCGGUUGUGGACUACCAGGUAUAUUCGCUAUCAAGGCUGGUGCCCGCUUAGUUAGGUUCCAAGAUUACAAUUCCGAAGUUUUAAAGUGCUGGACUAUUCCUAACGUCAUCAUUAAUUCAGGAUCUCAAAAUGAUGCUGAUAGCCACAAUGAACACACUCAGUUGGAAUUCUACAGCGGGGACUGGUUUCAUCUUUCAAAGCUUUGGCAGUCAAGCGCCAAUGUGAAGUUUGACUAUAUCUUUACUAGUGAAACAAUUUACCGCACAGACCUAUAUGAAAGAUUGCACAACAUACUUGAAACUAGUCUAUGUCAAUCUGGGAUCGUUUUGUUGGCUUGUAAAGCUUCUUACGGACCUGGAGGGUUAAAUACUAAAGCAAAUCAAAAGAACAAGAAAUAUUCGAAUAUUGAAAUAUUUUUCUGUAAAAUUUGGCAAACAUAUACAAGAAAAUAAAUUAUGAUACGAACAUAUGGAAAUCACUAACAAAUUAAGCGAUAAGAGAAGCAAGGAAUUUAUCACAGGUAUUGAUGCAUAGCUGUUAUAUACCAUGUUCCGGAAUUAGUUUAUCGAAGGACAAAUAAAACUUUGUGUACGAGUGGGUCAGUAUCAAUCUGAAGAUUUAGAAAAAUUGAAAAUCAAAGUAUUUAAUUUGCAAAAGUAAAAGAGUUACAUCGUAACCUAGGUACAUGUUCGUACAUUGAGCUAUAAGCCGCAAAUAUUUUUUGUAGGUAGUGAUAUUUAGUCAACUCCAUAUACAGUUGACCAAGAGAUGCUUUUAUUAACUUUAGGAAGUAGAUAUAUACAAUUUUGAUUUGAUAUAUAGUAAAAAACCUAACUUUAAUCAGGUUUUUAUUUUGCGUCACAAUCUAAGAUGCAUUGUCGUUGCUCAGGUUCGCCAGCAAGAUACUUUUACCUAGAAUGCUCAUCAUCGGUGUGACGUUUUUGGCUUCUUCAAAAAGUAUCAUGAACAAAGUUCUCAGAAAUCUAUAUUAUAUAUAAUUUAGAUUUUCAAUUUGUUGGUUCAAGAGUUGAAAGAAAACGGGAUUUAUAGCUUUAAUAACAAGCUUGGAAUUUGUAGCAUUUCAGUUUUUAUUAGACUUUAGUUUCAACACUCGGACAGCUCUUUUGAACUAUUAUUCAAAAUCAGUGAAGAUUAGCGCGAUAUUCUGAAGAUGCUAAACAUCUGAGGUUAAUCCCAAACAGUGACAAUGUUUGAGUGGACCAAUGCUAGAUAGCUAAUUGUCUGUGAGAUACGAUUUCGAAUACAUUAGAAGUGGAAAAGUAUGAAGCUAAUAUAAUAUAGUUACCUAAAACAGAAUGUUCUCCUCAUUUUUUGUAGACGACUGGGUAGGAUUAUCUACCUUGAUUUCAUCCGAGUGUAAUUU